Mya arenaria is the source of this 2562-nucleotide messenger RNA. RefSeq lists its product as uncharacterized. Gene Ontology annotation, cellular component: precatalytic spliceosome. Gene Ontology annotation, molecular function: nucleic acid binding. The transcript has 15 exons. The coding region runs from base 577 to 2166 and encodes 529 amino acids. Lineage: Eukaryota; Metazoa; Mollusca; Bivalvia; Myida; Myidae. Gene Ontology annotation, biological process: mRNA cis splicing, via spliceosome. The record is from RefSeq and is a predicted model, not a curated record.
AAUAUAGCCAGAUAACAAGCUAGCGUUUCCCCUUCGUGCAAUAAUAUAUUUCUUAGUGAAAGGCAUUGCACAAAUUUGUUCAGGAACAUUCUUAUUUGGUAUAUAUUGACAUAUUUCUCUGAUCUUGAAGGAGAAUUGAUUUAAAAUUUAUAUAAAUGUUUCAACAGAGCUAGAUAAUUUCUAAUUUGUUUCGUGACGAUAACACUUCAGCUAUUUGGAUAUUUUUUCUGAAAAUAUUGUUGGAUAUAAAAAGUGCUCAUAUGAACAAUGAUGUGGAAGUGGCCAAAUGAAAUGAUAAAUGUUUUCACGACAGUAAUGAAUACAGAAGGCAGAAAAUAUUGUGGUUCAGUUACAACUCUGUAUACAUGGAGUAACUCGCAAAUAACGAUGAAAUAAAGCAGGAUUUCAUUGAAAUGUUAAUUGAAAUUUGUAAAUCAGUUGAUGUUGUACAAAUAAUGAACGAUGAUCGAAAUACAAUUUCACGAAUGAAUUAUACUAAACUAUUCGCAUCCACAAUAUAUCAAUUUUUGUAAGGAUGUUGUGUAAUUGACAAGACUGUUAAGCAGUUUUCGGACGAUGCAUAUUUCUCCAGGCAGCUUCAUUUCAAAGCAGAACAUGCAGCCAAAGAUGAACCACUUUGUUUUCAUUUUAGCAACAGUCUGUUCGUGUACUGCGAAAUUAGCUAUAGUUGGUGAAGGCGAUAUCCUCAUUGAGUUCGAUGAACCACUCGAAAUCACGUGUACUAAUGACAUUCUCUCUGACGUCGACAUUCUGCAUCAAUCAACUGUAGUUGCAAAUUGUAUUCAAGGGUUUGGAUGCAAUAUUCGAGAUAAAAGCUUUACAGCUUUGCAAAUUGAAUCUACUAGUAGCAGCAACUAUACAUUGAGAUCGAAUGACACUAUCAACACUGAUCUUUGUGGCGCUUAUACAUUCAAGGACUUAAUUAACAAUGAAAUGGUUUCAGUGAAUGUUUCAAUUAAAGGCUUUAAUAAUACUUUAUAUAGCGUUAGGGAGGAGGAAAACGCUAUUUUUCUUACUACGGAAUGCACGUUUCAUGUCUCUCUAUCAGAAAUGCAGAUAUAUUGGUACAUUAACGAUAAUACAACCGCAACGCUGCUCGAUGAGUCUGCAAUGGAUAAUCUAAUAACAAAUUUUAGCAGCCAAUCAACUUGUUCCCCUGCUUGUGAUACAACAUCUGCUUACCGUUUUACUUUUGGACUUAAUAUCACUGAAAAGAAUGAGAGUUAUAUUGAUGCAUUCAUAGAGACAAAAGUCUUUCAUCCAGAUUAUAUGAACAAUCCACUACUUUGGCAGUCUUCAAAUACAUUUCGUGUUAAAGAUAACAGACCUAGAACUGCAAGCUCGCCGAAAUCAGGGUGCAAUAUUUGGUGUAAAGUGGGGAUAGCAGUAGGUGCUGCCAUCUGUUCAGUGGCGUCAUGCUGCAUCUGCUGUUGUGUAUGCAAGGGCUGGUGUGUAAACAAGGGCAAGGACAAGGAUAGAAUUGCGUCAUACCGUAUGAGUUGCAUAACAUACGUAGGAGCGUACUUCCCUGAUCACUGCCGUAAGAACAAGACCAACCCCGGGUCGAAUAACGCAACCGUUCUGACUGAUGGGCAAGGUACAUCGGAGUUAGCCGUGAGCAUCCACGAAGCGGAUUCCUCCAAAGUUGACGAAGACAAUUCAGAUGCACGAGUGGUUACCGACGAAUCACCAAUUCGAGUUAUACUUUUUUUUAAGCCGACAGACGACAAGGAUCUGAAGCAAAGUAAAUCGAAGAAUAGUUUUUCCAGGUUUGAGACGAAGACCAAACUUGUAGAACUAGUUUCAGAUACGCCAACUAAUACCGAUGAAUCAAAAAGUCCAGCCAAAGUUGUACUUCUUGAGUACAGAGUAUCCAAUAGAAAGUUCGAUGACGAACAGGAAGAGGAGACGUUGAAUACGUGUAGGAAGUACGGCAAGGUCGAGAAAUGUCUCAUGGAGGUAACUGACACAGCACAAUUUAUGUUAAUACGAAUAUUUGUGGAGUUUGAAGAGGUCCACUAUGCCAUCACAGCAUGUGGUCAAUUGCAAGAAAAGUGCAUCAGAGGAGAAGAAAUGCGUGCGUCGUUUUACAAUUUGCAUUUGUUCAAUCGAUUCUGCCAGUCUUACAUGAAGAACAUGAUCUAACUCAAGAUGUUUUAAAAGCAUGUCUACACAUAUCGGUCAAACCAUAUAAUGACAAAUCUUUGUGUUUGCAGUUUAUUUCGUCUGAGGCUUUAUUUAAACAGAAUAUGCCUGGUGAUCCCAUUUGUUUAGACACGAGCUCUAUAAGACUAAUAUGCAGACUUGUUCAGUAUAGUUUAAAGCUUAAGUAAACAACGUACAUAAAUACCGAUUGUUUUAUAUACCAGAAGCUCUUCCUGAUGUAUUCGGGGAUAAUGUGUCUUCAUUUAUGUCAUACAUUGAAAAGAGUGAUGCUUAUUGUAUUUUAUGUUUAAUAAUUUAUUACUGAGUGUCGACUUGCUCUCGUUUGUGCACUAUUUACCGCUUGAUGUAUUUUAUAUGAAUAAAGUAGUGUGAAUA